Messenger RNA from Dalotia coriaria, 1880 nucleotides. RefSeq names its product Dicarboxylate carrier 1 (gene Dic1). Gene Ontology annotation, biological process: malate transmembrane transport; thiosulfate transport; phosphate ion transmembrane transport. Lineage: Eukaryota; Metazoa; Arthropoda; Insecta; Coleoptera; Staphylinidae. The transcript is spliced from 5 exons. The record is from RefSeq and is a predicted model, not a curated record. Gene Ontology annotation, molecular function: antiporter activity; thiosulfate transmembrane transporter activity; sulfate transmembrane transporter activity. Bases 232 to 1095 code for a protein of 287 amino acids.
AGACACCAUGACCGCGCGUAUGUAACACCACUGCGCCCGAAGUCGCUGUACAAAAUUCUAGUUCUGUUAAUAUCUUGCGUCCACAAAUGUUUCGCGUCUGUUUACUCAUCAAUUCGUGCCGCGAUUAGCCGCAGCACUUCUCGAUAACGCCGGGGUUAUCAACGGGCCCUCUGCGUUUCUUUUGACGAGUACUUCAAGUGUCGCAGUCCCAAAAGUACUUCCAGCGCCAAGAUGACCGAGCAGAAAAGGGUCGGUCGGUGGUACUUCGGCGGGUUGUCAUCCGCCGGAGCCGCUUGCAUCACGCACCCCAUUGAUUUGAUUAAAGUGCAUCUUCAAACGCAACAAACCGGCAAGUUGGGCAUUCUGCAAACGACAAUGCAGGUUGUACGACGAGAUGGAUUUUUUGCAUUGUACAAUGGCAUUUCCGCAUCGUUGUUGCGACAGUUGACAUAUUCAACUACACGAUUCGGUAUCUAUGAGAUGGCGAAACAGUCCUUGGGCACUACGCAACCAUCUUUUGGAAUCGCCGUGUCUAUGGCGGCGUUGGCAGGCGCCGCAGGUGGUUUAGUUGGAACUCCUGGUGAUAUGAUCAACGUACGCAUGCAGAACGAUAUGAAAUUACCACCUGAACAACGCAGAAAUUAUAAACAUGCAAUAGAUGGUUUAGUACGCGUCGCUUCUGAAGAAGGCCCGACGAAAUUAUUUAAUGGUGCGACUGCCGCCACCACCAGGGCUGUAUUUAUGACCAUUGGCCAGCUGGCAUUUUACGACCUCGUCAAGAAAUAUUUACUCGGCACUGGGAUGUUCAAGGAUAAUACCACCACGCAUUUCCUUUCGAGUUUAACAGCUGGUUUGAUUGCCACGACACUAACGCAACCGAUGGAUGUGAUAAAAACACGCAUGAUGAACAGUAAACCAGGAGAAUUUGCAGGUAUCUGGGAUGCGGUAAAGUACACCGCCAAAUUAGGCCCUCUGGGCUUCUACAAGGGUUACAUUCCGGCGUUUGUGCGUCUCGGCCCGCACACCAUCCUCACGUUCCUAUUCCUCGAGCAAUUGAGAUUGAACUUUGGUUUUAUCAAACCAGAAAAGUCCUAGAUCGCCCAUAAGUCUAUACAGUUUAAAUUUAAAUAAGUCAAAGUCCAAGACGUGCAUUUAAUGCAUUCGUGUAUUUUUAUUAGGAGCAAUGCGAAUUGAUGAGUAGUUAAAUUUAAUUCGUGCACUAAAUUCGAUGUGAUACUGGUUUCGAAAAAAAACCAGUCGAACGCAACAUUCAGCAAAUACCAUUCCGUACGCAUAAGUUUUAAAUUGUUAUGUGCAUGUCACGCAAAUGAAUGCAUUAACACAAAGUUCAACUACAACUCACCGAUGGAAUGUUUGCUGGUCAAACGUCCAAGCGCUGGGUUCGCAUAGAUAAUUAUACAGAGCACAAUAUAUAUUAUGAUGUGAUAGUGACAAAAUUUGAAGCUAUUUUCACACACAAGCAGUUAAAUCGUUCCACAACACAUCAAAGAGCGCACUGAAUAUAUUUAUAUUUUCUAUUGCGAUGUUUACAGAGAGAACUAAUUUUAUAAUGACAUAUUACGCUUUACUCAAUCGAUGUAUUUAUGCAUUUAUGAAUGAGGAACGAAGCAAAAGACAAACGACACGAUGUUGAACUAUGUUGUUGUGAUAUACUGUAAUAAACUGCAUUUUAUGCUGGUUAUGAAUAUUUUAAGCACUAAUAUGUAUUGAAAACAGGCCAGAGACGAAGCAUUCCAAAAUUCGGACCAAACGGGAAAUGAGAUAUUUUAUUAUUAAACUGUUGGUAUAUUUUGCAAUAAAUAUGUGUAACAUUGUAGGCAAUUGAAGGAUAUUAAAUAAAUUAUAUGUGAGGCAAUUAA